Messenger RNA from Schistocerca cancellata (South American locust), 1824 nucleotides. RefSeq names its product prolactin-releasing peptide receptor-like. The transcript has 2 exons. Lineage: Eukaryota; Metazoa; Arthropoda; Insecta; Orthoptera; Acrididae. The record is from RefSeq and is a predicted model, not a curated record. The coding region runs from base 532 to 1824 and encodes 430 amino acids. Gene Ontology annotation, molecular function: neuropeptide binding; neuropeptide Y receptor activity. Gene Ontology annotation, biological process: G protein-coupled receptor signaling pathway. Gene Ontology annotation, cellular component: neuron projection; plasma membrane.
AAGUGAAAUCCUUGCCGUCACUUGUGAUAGAUGAGGUCAAUUCAUACUGGUACAAAAACAACGGUGAUCAUGUAUCCCGAGAACCCAGGAUUUUAUCACGUCUGGAAAGGCUGCCAACAACAGUGUGUUCUGCAUGAAUGAGACUUCAUUAAGCGUGUGCAACUCAUGGUCUAAUGAACCAUACCUAGUAAGCUGUUUCUGAAAAGUUACUUCUUCAAUAAUAGUUAACUGUUGGAAACAUUAUACGCCGAUACAGUUACCUGUUAAGGAUUGCGAGACGAGUGCACAAUCACCUCUUGCUUUCUAAUCUUUCGUAAAAUAAUAUAUCUUACUGAGAAAAUGACCUAUGAUUGGCAAGGAUGUCAGACGUGUUUAAAACAGUACAAGUCAUUAUACUACGCCUUAUACGAAUAAAACGACUUGACUAAAGAGAUAAUUAUGGCGACGUAAACAUGCCAAUUUGUGGAACCUAUUCGUCUUCUCGUGGCAGUAGGCGUUUAUAGGACAGGAGGCAGCUAUUUCAGUUAGACUAUGAACCUUUCCAACCUCACAUCUGCUUCAGAAAUUGCCAGGUAUAAUCUGACUGAAUACAACAUCCUUAACGACAUUAUCCAGAACCAGGUAGUGCAAGCCCUCUUCUGCAUGGUAUACACCUGCAUUUUUGUGCUCGGCGUGUUCGGAAACGUGCUCGUGUGCUAUGUAGUGGGCCGUAACCGUGCCAUGCAGACGGUGACGAACCUGUUCAUCAGCAACCUGGCCCUGUCGGACAUCCUGCUGUGCAUCCUCUGCGUGCCCUUCACCCCUCUCUACACCUUCCUGGGCUCGUGGAUAUUCGGCAGUACUUUGUGCCACGUGGUGGCCUUCGCGCAAGGCACCAGCGUGUACAUAUCGACACUGACUCUCACGUCCAUAGCGGUGGACCGCUUCUUCGUCAUCGUCUACCCGUUCAAGCCGCGCAUGAAGCUGGCGACGUGUACCAUCAUCAUAUCCUGCAUAUGGCUCUUCUCCGUGAUGGUUACUCUCCCGUACGGCAUAUACACCGUGCUGCGCGCCGACAGGAGAGCGUUCUACUGCGAGGAGCACUGGCCGUCAGAGAGGGUGCGGCAGGUGUACGGCGGUCUCACGGCGACGCUGCAGUUCGUCCUGCCCUUCUUCAUCGUCACCUUUUGCUACGUGAACGUCUCGCUGAAGCUGAACGAUCGCGCCAGGGCCAAACCCGGCAGCAAGAACUCGAGGCGGGAGGAGGCGGAUAGGGACCGCAAGAGGCGCACCAACCGCAUGCUCAUCGCCAUGGUGACCAUAUUCGGCGUCUCCUGGAUGCCGCUCACCAUCGUCAACCUGACCAACGACCUGUACAUGUCGACGGGCCGCUGGGAGUACUUCAACUUGAGCUUCUUCGUGGUGCACGCGCUCGCCAUGAGCUCCACCUGCUACAAUCCUUUCCUCUACGCCUGGUUGAACGAGAACUUCCGCAAGGAGUUCAAGCAGGUGCUGCCGUGCUUCGACCCCGGGGGCGGCGCGUCGUGCCGCUCCUACGGCGGGGGCGGCGGCGGCGCCGGCUGGAAGUCCGAGCGCACCACCUGCAACGGCAACGACACGCUCGACUCGGUGCUGUUGACGUCAGCGGUGCACUGCCGCAGCACCUCGGUGCGCCGCCAAACUGCCAGCUCCAUCCCCGAGGAGUUCGAGCCAUCACCGGCCGGCGAGGCCGGAGGCGGGGCAGCCGCCUCCUACUCCGCCAUCGCGGACGAGGUCCACCUGCACUUGGGACCUGGUCUCCACAAGCCCGACGUCCCACCUGGUGUCCUCAUCGAGUCCCUGUAG